Myotis davidii is the source of this 832-nucleotide messenger RNA. RefSeq lists its product as uncharacterized. The transcript is spliced from 3 exons. The record is from RefSeq and is a predicted model, not a curated record. The coding region runs from base 23 to 832 and encodes 269 amino acids. NCBI's taxonomy places the organism in Eukaryota, Metazoa, Chordata, Mammalia, Chiroptera, Vespertilionidae.
AGCUUAGUGGAAGAACUUGAACAUGUCGGUCUCCGGUCUUCUGAGGGUGGUCAUAACUUUCAUGUGGCUAGGGUCCAGUAUUGCCCAGAAGGUAACUCAAGGCCAACAAGCAAUACUGGUGCAGGAGAAGGAGGCUGUGAGCCUGGAGUGCACAUAUGACACCAGUGCUACAAGUUAUAGUCUAUUCUGGUACAAGCAGCUCACCGGUGGGGCGAUGAUUCUCCUCAUUCGCCAGGACUCUUACAACCAGCAAAAUGCCACAGGAGGCCGCUACUCACUGAACUUUCAGAAAGCAAAGAGUUCUGCCAACCUCAUCAUCUCAGCUUCCCAGCUGGAGGACUCAGCAGUGUAUUUCUGUGCCCUGAGUGAGCCCACAGUGAGAGGCGUGUUAGGAGGAGGUGUACCAAAACCCCAGGCUCUGCUUCAUGCAUCCACCUGGUCCAGUAUUGCCCAGAAGGUAACUCAAGGCCAACAAGCAAUACUGGUGCAGGAGAAGGAGGCUGUGAGCCUGGAGUGCACAUAUGACACCAGUGUUACAAGUUAUAGUCUAUUCUGGUACAAGCAGCUCAGCGGUGGGGCGAUGAUUCUCCUCAUUCGCCAGGACUCUUACAACCAGCAAAAUGCCACAGGAGGCCGCUACUCACUGAACUUUCAGAAAGCAAAGAGUUCUGCCAACCUCAUCAUCUCAGCUUCCCAGCUGGAGGACUCAGCAGUGUAUUUCUGUGCCCUGAGUGAGCCCACAGUGAGAGGCGUGUUAGGAGGAGGUGUACCAAAACCCCAGGCUCUGCUUCAUGCAUCCACCUGCUGGAGGGACCAAGGCGGGGAAUUGUAA